AUGACGAUUACUAAAUAUGGAGGCAUAUAUGAUUGUGUGGACUUCUACAAACAACCUGCUUUUGAUCAUCCACUAAUGAAAAAUCAUACCUUUCAUCCUCAGGUCAGGUUCCUGAUAGUCUAUCUCUUCCAUAUUUGCUUCUAUCAUAAAUCUGAUCGUCCUUUGUGUUUUAGUUUCAAUUCAAAAUGUUAUUCCAAUUUUUUUUUUUUUUUUUUUUUUUUUUGCUUGCUUCUUGUUGAAGUUCAGAUGAGACCUAGUUAUAGUCAAGAACGUAUAAAAGCAUCAUCAUCCAAUGAAAAAACUAUCAAAUGUCGUUUCCGAAAGCUACAAGGUGGUGGAUGUCCAACUGGAACGGUGCCUAUCAAAAGAGUUAACAAGGAUGAUCGGAAUCAAAUAAAGAGUUCCACAAAAGAUUAUUUAUGGAGGAGGAAUCCAAACUCUAUACAACCCGAACAUGGACAUCAUGUAAAUUUUUUUGUUAUUAGAAUUAAAAGUGUUGAUUUUUCGUUUUGGAAUUUAUGCAUAAAUUUUGCCAUUGUUCAAACUAAUUCUGAUCCGAGUACUACAAAAUGUUAUGGGGCAACCGGCAUAUUCAAUGACUAUCGUUUAUCUAUUAGAGCAUCUCAGUACUCUUCUGGAGAAAUGAUAUUUCAGAAUGGAAAUGACAUGAUAAAAGUUGGUUGGACAGCUGGCCAGUAUAAUUGUUUCAAUACAUUAUGUCCUGGUUUUGUCAGCACUAAUAAAGAUAUACCAAUUGAUAGUGAACUUGUUCCUAGCUCAAAAAGAGGAGGGAUUCAAAGAAGCAUAAGUUUAUUCGUUUAUCAGGAUGUUGAGAACAAGAAUUGGUGGCUUGAACUAUGUGGUAUAGUCGUUGGAUUUUGGCCGCACCAAAUAUUCACGGCAAUGCAAGAUGCAGCUACUUAUGUUGCAGUUGGUGGGGAAGCAUAUGGCCCACCUGGUCAACCUCUUCCACCCAUGGGAAAUGGUUACUACCCCUCUGAGGAGUUAGUACUAACUGCAUAUUGUCGUAACUUUACAAUUUUAGAUGCAAAUCGACAAUAUAUUAAUCCUCAACAAAUUGAAAGAUUUGCACCUGAAUGGCGUUUUGGUGUCUAUAAUAUGGGAAUAUAUAAAAAUAGAGGACGAACGAUAUGCUACGGUGGAACUACUCUUUAA
Molecule: messenger RNA, 1176 nt
Organism: Beta vulgaris subsp. vulgaris (sugar beet)
Lineage: Eukaryota; Viridiplantae; Streptophyta; Magnoliopsida; Caryophyllales; Amaranthaceae
Exons: 6
Coding region: 1-1176 (391 amino acids)
Source: RefSeq, a predicted model, not a curated record